AUGUGUAUAAGAGACAGGCGCACCACACCACGGAGGUUCCCUGGCACUACCAAGCAUCACUACCUCACCACAGUCAUGGAUGUGGUGCGGCGGGGGUGGGGGGCGCUGCAGGUGCGGCUGCUGGUGUCCCUGGACCGCGCGCAGGGCGUGGCCGAGGCCGCGGACACCCUGGACACUGUCCUCCAGCUCCUGCAGGAAGGACACUCGGAGCUGCUGGUGGGGGUGGACGUGAGCGGUGACCCUGCCAGGGGCGACAUGAGGGACCUGCUGCCUCUGCUGCAGCGGGCGCGUGCUGCGGGGCUGGCUGUUGUGCUGCACUGUUGUGAGCUGCUGACGCCGUCCUGUCACGACGAGCUCCUGUCAGUUCUGUCAGCACUGCCUGUUGCCAGACUCGGCCAUUGCACCUUCCUGUCAAGCAGCCCCCAGCUCCUGGCAUUGGUCAUGGCUAAUGAUAUUCCUAUGGACUGAUGACAUGGGCAUCUUCAACACCUCCCUGAGCAACGAGCUCCUCCUUGUGGCUGAAACGUUUGGCCUGACGCCGGCACAGCUGGUGCGUCUGACCCUCACCGCUGCGGGUGCAGCACUGGCCCGCCAGCCGCUCAAGGCCGCCCUCGUCGACGCCAUCUCGCGCAAGACCAACGAACUUUUGUCCGCCUUCCACGCACAAGAUGAUUCGUAG
This is a messenger RNA of Hyalella azteca, 679 nucleotides long. Its product is annotated as adenosine deaminase-like protein. Lineage: Eukaryota; Metazoa; Arthropoda; Malacostraca; Amphipoda; Hyalellidae. Gene Ontology annotation, molecular function: adenosine deaminase activity. The record is from RefSeq and is a predicted model, not a curated record. Gene Ontology annotation, biological process: adenosine catabolic process; inosine biosynthetic process.